AUGAAGUCGACGAAAGUGCCAUUUUCGUACAAACAGGCCAAACCACUGGACCUGUCGUUCGAAAACCUGAAAUCGCUGGAGCCUACCUCGCUGCGCGUGUUCUCCACGGGCUUCGUCAGUUCGUACCGGAUGUUGGGCGUGCCGGCCCAGCGCAAUGGCCGAUACAAGACGGCUUCGUUGUUACUGAGCCACAACCGGUUGACCGGCGACCUAAAAGACAUCCAGCUACUGGUAGACAAGCUGUUCCAGCAACCGAAUGCACUUUGCUGGCUAGACCUGUCCCACAACCAGUUGACCGACGUAUCAGACGUGCUGCUCGGGUUCCCAAAUCUGAGUACGUUGUACUUGCACCACAACCGAUUGGCCACCCUGUGCGCCGUGGCCAGGAUCGACCGGCUGCCACGACUCAGGUCUUUGACGCUGCAGAACAACCCGGUGGCCGAGCACUACGGUUACCGGACUGCGGUCUUGUCCAUGUUGAAGCGGAUCACCCGACUCGACUUUGUCAGCGUGACGGACAGUGAGAGGCGCCUGUUGCCACCCAUAGCUUUAGAAAGUUUCAUCAAGAAUUAUUUAAUGCGCCAGAAAUGA
This is a messenger RNA of Myzus persicae (green peach aphid), 591 nucleotides long. Its product is annotated as leucine-rich repeat-containing protein 51-like. Lineage: Eukaryota; Metazoa; Arthropoda; Insecta; Hemiptera; Aphididae. The record is from RefSeq and is a predicted model, not a curated record. The coding region runs from base 1 to 591 and encodes 196 amino acids. Gene Ontology annotation, molecular function: protein binding. The transcript has a single exon.